AUGUCUUCACACCUUAAUACUAAAAAGUGUUCGUUAGCAAUAGAGUCACCAACUGAAGAUUUUCCAAUUAAUAAUCCUUUGAAUGCCUUUUUGGUAUACAAUAACAGCAAUAGCAAUACCAGUAAUAGGAGUAGUAGGGAGAGAAUUCCUUCAUAUAUAGAGUCCAAUGCUCCUCCGUUUUCGAGGAAAUCUUCAGCUAGUACAGUAACACUGUCGACAAGGGGAAUUGAGUCGCUUACAACUCCCAUACCCAGUCCUGUGGGGUAUAAUUCAUUUGGUGAAUUUGGUCUACAUAAACAAUACGUUUCCAAACCAUACCCAUACUUGACGAAAUCAGCUUCUGUGCCAAAUAUGCUAAAGGGUAGGUACGAGCAACACGAGCAACACGAAAGUAGCAUUGCAAGAGAUUUUCAUCCUGGUCUUAGGCGAAUUUCAAUAUGCGAUUUGAAUAACUUUUCAGAGGAAGUAAAUCUAUUCAGGCAUUUCAGUUCAAUGUCUCAAGAAGAUUUGGGUGGUACUGGUGCAUUCAAUCAACACCAUCCACACGCGAAGUCGUUAAGUUACAUGUACGAUAAAUCAGUUGAACGAGAUUCAGACAUUCCCAGCUUAAACCCGUUCAAUAAAAUGCCACAAAGUGCUGAACAAAAAAGACAAUGGAACGAAGAACAUCAUAGGAAUCACCGGAGGCGUAACUCAAUAGCCUUGAAGUUUGAAGAGCCUAGAUCUUUAUAG
Lodderomyces oxycetoniae is the source of this 732-nucleotide messenger RNA. RefSeq lists its product as uncharacterized. Lineage: Eukaryota; Fungi; Ascomycota; Pichiomycetes; Serinales; Debaryomycetaceae. The record is from RefSeq and is a predicted model, not a curated record. Bases 1 to 732 code for a protein of 243 amino acids. The transcript has a single exon.